CCCUCGGCCCGCAUGCGCAGUCAGUCCAACCCGGCCUGGGGAAGUUUCCUUUCGCACGUCUGCUACAUCAGUCUCCUGCUUCUCCACCUACCUUCUCCAUUUUCCUAGUCCCUGCAGAACGUCACUGGAAUAUUAUUUGGAGAAAGUGUCAUGGAAGUUCUGCGUCCACAGCUUAUAAGAAUUGAUGGCCGGAAUUAUAGGAAGAAUCCAAUCCAAGAACAGACCUAUCAACGUGAAGAAGAUGAAGAGGACUUUUAUCAAGGCUCCAUGGAGUGCGCUGAUGAGCCGUGUGAUGCCUAUGAGGUGGAGCAGACCCCACAAGGAUUCCGGUCUACCGUGAGGGCCCCUAGCUUGCUCUAUAAGCAUAUAGUUGGAAAGAGAGGGGACACUAGGAAGAAAAUAGAAAUGGAGACCAAAACGUCUAUUAGCAUUCCUAAACCUGGACAAGAUGGGGAAAUUGUAAUCACUGGCCAGCAUCGAAAUGGUGUAAUUUCAGCCCGAACACGGAUUGAUGUUCUUUUGGACACUUUUAGAAGAAAACAGCCCUUCACUCACUUCCUUUCCUUUUUCCUCAAUGAAGUUGAAGUUCAGGAAGGAUUCCUGAGAUUCCAGGAGGAAGUACUGGCGAAGUGCUCCAUGGAUCAUGGGGUUGACAGCAGCAUUUUCCAGAAUCCUAAAAAGCUUCAUCUAACUAUUGGGAUGUUGGUGCUUUUGAGUGAGGAAGAGAUCCAGCAGACAUGUGAGAUGCUACAGCAGUGUAAAGAGGAAUUCAUUAAUGACAUUUCUGGGGGUAAACCCCUAGAAGUGGAGAUGGCAGGGAUAGAAUACAUGAAUGAUGAUCCUGGCAUGGUGGAUGUUCUUUACGCCAAAGUCCAUAUGAAAGAUGGCUCCAACAGACUGCAAGAGUUAGUUGAUCGAGUGCUGGAACGUUUCCAGGCAUCUGGACUAAUAGUGAAAGAGUGGAAUAGUGUGAAACUGCAUGCUACAGUCAUGAAUACACUAUUCAGAAAAGACCCCAAUGCUGAAGGCAGGUACAAUCUCUACACACCAGAUGGCAAAUAUAUCUUCAAGGAAAGAGAAUCAUUUGAUGGCCGAAACAUUUUGAAGAUUUUUCUCUUUACCCACAAAGUCAGUCUCUGAAGUGGCUUUAUAAUCCGUUUUGACUCAGAAACAGCCUAUGUCCUAAAAAGCAGAUGGUGCAUUUCUGACUGUUGAGGCUUUGCCUUUCUAAGUGUUGAAUUAAUCUAUGAAAUGCAUGUAAAGGGGUUCUUCAGGAUUACAUUUAUCUUUCUCCAACAGACUACCCUUCUGCAAUAUUCAUGAUUUAUGCCUUCUCUAUCUGGUUAACAUGCCAUCGUUCCUCUGGACAAAGAGAAACAUAAGUUGAUACUAAUGGAGAGGUUUUCGAGUCUUUUUUUCAUUUGCUCUGUAAGGGUUUAGGUCAUUCUCAAGGCUGUGGGUGUUUUGCUGAGGUGGAAGGGAAGUAUAUAAUAACAUCAGAAUAAAGCUGUAGCUUGAGAAAUACUUGUACUUUUGCUUACCUAUUCCAUCUUCCAUUCCCUUAUCUUGUCACUUUACAGUUUCUUGCCCAACGCUGAAUGUGACCCCAUUGCCUUAAUUAAUGAUAUCACUCUUCAACAGCUGUGACUGCUUACCAUGGAGCCCAAUAGGGCAGUGCCAGCCAUCAACUCAGACAGGCAUUCCAGCACCCACAUUGCAGAGCUAUGCCAAAGUCCUUCCUUUCCUUGAUAUGUUUUCUCUUUUUGAGUAGUUUUCUUGUUUUUGAGGUAGCUUUGUGUUUGAGUGGCAGGCUGCUAAUGAAUUCAGCUGUAGUUAGCUUUACUGUUUUUCCCAGGCUGCAGCUUCGGUGUGAUAUGAAUCGUUCUCUUCUUUUACCACCUUUCUUUGGGGAUUUUCUAGUAUCAUCAUGAAUUACUUUGCUUUUUGUUGUUGUUAAUUUAGUUAAGAAAGAAAAUAGACUGAAUGGGGAAAGAAAUCUUUAGGAAUGGCUCAAAGCCAACUGGCUUUUAAUGGAAUUAAAACUGAAGCCUUGUGUGUUGAUGCAAGUCAGGUGUGAGGUGCUUCGACAUCUGUAAGAGUGGGAUGAUGAGAGAGCCUGUUGGGUGGCUGUAUGAGCAGUGUGGAACUUUUACCUUGGUAUGGAAUUUCUCUUACUUUGCAAAGUAAGUUUUCCAUUUAAAGAUGCUUUUUCCAGAAAUCUUCUGAACCACCCCAGUGAUGACAUGAAUGUAGCUCCCUCUAGUGUUGACAAGGACUUGCUGUAUCAGUAUACCCUUACUAAUUCAAACCCAGUCACUUUUAGCGCUGGACCUAGCUAGGUUCUUAGAGACCAUUUAGUCCAAUUCCCCACUUUAAUCUCUGACACGAGAUCUACUAAGGUAAAGUGACUUGCCAGAGGUACCGCUAGUUAGUAGCAGAGUCUGAAUCAGAGCAGAAAGACUCAAAACUCACUAACUGAGCAUUGUUUUCUGCUGCCUCCCAUAAAGAUGCUCAGUGUUUAGGUAGAGAACAUUACAUACUUGAAGUUGGGCAUAUCUGCCUGAACUGGGAUAAUGUCCAAUUAAAACUCGUUUCAUAAAUGGUGGGGCAGUGAGUGUGCCAAUUAAUCUAAAACCGUAGCUAGUUAAUAAUUAGACUUUUGUACUGAAUAUAAUACCAACACUAACAGAAAUACUUAAUGACUGUAUACCAUCUGCCAGACUAUGUGCCCUAAAGAUGAGAAACAGUCAUUAUGAUACAAUCCCUGCCUUUCAGGAGCUUCCAGUCCAUGAGGGAAACAGAUAGUUAAUAGGCAAUUAGAAUAU
Molecule: messenger RNA, 2825 nt
Organism: Sapajus apella (tufted capuchin)
Lineage: Eukaryota; Metazoa; Chordata; Mammalia; Primates; Cebidae
Gene: ASCC1
Product: activating signal cointegrator 1 complex subunit 1
Exons: 10
Coding region: 151-1140 (329 amino acids)
Biological process (GO): DNA alkylation repair; regulation of DNA-templated transcription
Cellular component (GO): nucleus
Molecular function (GO): RNA binding
Source: RefSeq, a predicted model, not a curated record